Molecule: messenger RNA, 2349 nt
Organism: Colletotrichum lupini
Lineage: Eukaryota; Fungi; Ascomycota; Sordariomycetes; Glomerellales; Glomerellaceae
Product: alanine dehydrogenase/PNT domain-containing protein
Exons: 14
Coding region: 1-2349 (782 amino acids)
Cellular component (GO): cytoplasm
Molecular function (GO): saccharopine dehydrogenase (NAD+, L-lysine-forming) activity; D-amino-acid oxidase activity
Source: RefSeq, a predicted model, not a curated record
AUGGCACAAAUCGUGGUGAUUGGAGCCGGUGUGAUCGGGUUGAGCACUGCUGUAAGGCUUCAGCAAGAGGGCCAUAAAGUAGCAAUAGUGGCCAAGGAUUUCCCGAGUCCGUUUGAGACCGUUGACAGCAAAGCUUCAAUCAACUACACCUCACAAUGGGGCGGCGCUCACAACCGUUGGGUCAUACCGGCCAACGAGAUGGAACAGCGCGAUCAUGCGAUGGCCCUCAGAACGUUCCGGCACAUGGAGUCCCAGGUGAAGAGCAAUCCUGAAGCCGGUAUUACUUUCAUGCCUGGUAUUGAAUACCUCGAUGAUCCUCCGCCACAAUACCAAGCUCUCAGCGAGGAAAAGGCCCAGAGCUUGGGACUGGUAGACUUCCGGCUCCUGAACCCAACCGAAUACCCAGAUGACAAGGUGAAGUGGGGAUGCGAGUACAAGACAUGGUGUGUGAACCCCAUGGUCUACUGCUCCUUCCUCCUUCGCAAGUUCUCCUGGAAUGGCGGCCAAAUCUUCCGCAGAGAACUCAGGGAUCCCCGUGAGGCGUUCUCACUGAAAGAGUUGCCGAACGUGAGACAUGUAGUCAACUGCUCUGGUUUCGGAUUUGGUUCUUCAGGUCAAACGUGUGCUGUCGCCAACUUCAGCCCAGCAACCGUGACAAGACAGAAUGCUGAUGGAUCUUGGACAUUCUGCGUGCCUCGAAAUUUCGAUGGCGGCACGAUCGUGGGUGGCACAAAGGAACCUGACAAUUGGGACACUGAACCGUCGCCAGAAGUGCGGGAAAAGCUCCUCAAACACUUCGCUGCUACAUAUCCUAAGAUCCUUGGGGACGAUGGUGAGUUUCGCGUCCUCAAAGAUGUCGUAGGCCGACGGCCGACUCGAAAGGGCGGCAUGAGGCUAGAAAGAGAAGAGGUGGGAGAGAAGCGCACCAUAAUCCAUGCUUAUGGUCUGGGGGGCAGGGGGUUCGAGAUGUCCUGGGGUGUAGCUGAGGGUAGCAUCGGUGUAGAGAUUGAACACCAAAUCCAGACAAAGUUGAUUCAGAAAACCUCGAUCAAUGUUUUCUCAAUGUACAAUACCUAUGCAUGGUCAUCAAGUGCCAUGGAAAGCAUGGAAAUAUCAAGGUCAAGCGAUAUCGGCGACGAGAGAGCGUUGGAGACGACGGUGCAGCUUCGGCCGGUACCUGCAUGGCGUCACCCGCUGCUGCUCGCAAACAGUUCAAUCCAAGUCGCAAACAUGGCCCAAACUAUUCUUCACCUCCGAUCCGAAACCAAGCCCUUGGAACACAGGAGCGCCCUCACCCCCACCACUACUCGCAAGCUGGUCGAGGCCGGCUACGAAGUCAGAGUGGAAAGGAGCCCCGUUCGCAUCUUUGACGAUGCCGAGUUCGAAGCCGCUGGCGCAACCCUUGUGCCCGAAUACUCCUGGGAGUCAGCCCCAUCGGACGUGAUCAUCGUCGGUCUCAAGGAGCUUGAGGAGAAGGAGUUCCCUCUCAAGCACGUCCACGUCACAUUCCUCCACGUCUACAAGAACCAAGGUGGCUGGGAGAAGACACUCGGCCGUUUCCCCCGUGGCGGCGGCACUCUUCUCGACCUCGAGUUCUUGGCCAACGAGUCCGGUCGCAGAGUCGCAGCCUUCGGUUUCCACGCUGGUUUCUCUGGCGCUGCUCUUGCUCUCGAGAACUGGGCCUGGCAGCUCACCCACCCUGGCGAGCCCUUCCCUGCCGUCGAGGCGUACCCCAAUGAGGAUGCUCUCAUCGUCGAUGUCAAGAAGGCCUUGGACGAGGGUAUCGCCAAGGCUGGUCGCAAGCCCAGAGUCAUUGUGAUUGGUGCUCUUGGACGUUGCGGUUCCGGUGCCGUUGAGAUGGCCAAGAGAGCCGGUGUUGAGGAUAUCGUCCGCUGGGAUAUGGAGGAGACCAAGAACCCCGGCCCUUACAAGGAGAUCACGGAUGCCGACAUUUUCGUCAACUGCAUCUACCUCAGCCAACCUAUUCCCCCUUUCCUCAACCGCGAGUCUCUGCAGGUCCCCGGUAGAAACCUCAGCGUGAUUUGCGAUGUUUCUGCUGACACCACCAACCCCCACAACCCGAUCCCCGUCUACACCGUGGCUACCACCUUCGACAAGCCCACCGUCCCCGUCGAGGGAUUGGAGAACCCUCCCCUGAGCGUCAUCUCCAUCGACCACCUUCCGUCUUUGUUGCCAAGGGAGUCUAGCGAGGCCUUCAGCAACGACCUGCUGCCUACCCUCCUGAACCUCAAGGACUGGCGCAACGAUUCCGUCUGGGCCCGCGCCGAGAAGCUCUUCCAGGACAAGGUCGCCCUGCUCCCCGCCGAGCUUCAGAAGAGAGAGGCCUAG